UGCCUGAGCGAAGAGGCCAAGGAGUCGAAACGAAUCAACGCCGAAAUCGAUAAGCAGCUGCGUCGAGACAAACGCGACGCGAGACGGGAGUUGAAGCUGCUCCUGCUCGGCACGGGUGAGAGCGGCAAGAGUACGUUCAUCAAACAGAUGCGUAUCAUCCAUGGCACCGGGUACACAGAUGAAGACAAACGUGGAUUCACCAAGCUAGUGUACCAGAACAUCUUCACCUCCAUGCAGUCCAUGAUCCGCGCCACCGAGACCCUGAAAAUCGGCUACAAGUAUGAGCAGAACAAGGCAAACGCCAUGCUGGUGAAGGAGGUGGACAUUGAGAAGGUGUCGUCAUUCAACCAGCCCUACAUUAGUGCCAUUAAGAUGCUGUGGACAGAUCCAGGCAUUCAAGAGGCCUACGACAGACGCAGAGAGUACCAGCUGUCAGACUCCACGAAAUACUAUCUCUCUGAUCUGGAUCGUAUCGCCGAGCCCUCCUACCUUCCCACCCAGCAGGAUGUUCUGAGGGUUCGAAUCCCGACCACGGGGAUUAUUGAAUACCCGUUCGACCUUCAAAGCAUCAUUUUCAGGAUGGUUGAUGUUGGGGGUCAGAGGUCAGAACGCAGGAAGUGGAUCCACUGUUUUGAAAAUGUGACGUCCAUCAUGUUCCUGGUGGCUCUGAGCGAGUACGAUCAGGUUCUAGUGGAAUCGGACAACGAGAAUCGUAUGGAGGAGAGCAAGGCUCUGUUCAGGACGAUAAUCACAUAUCCAUGGUUCCAAAACUCUUCUGUCAUCCUCUUCCUCAACAAGAAGGACCUGCUGGAGGAGAAGAUCUCCUACUCCCACCUGGUCGACUAUUUCCCAGAGUUCGAUGGGCCCCAAAGGGAUGCCCAGGCUGCACGGGAGUUCAUCCUAAAGAUGUUUGUGGAUCUGAACCCCGACAGCGACAAGAUCAUCUACUCGCAUUUCACCUGCGCCACUGACACGGAGAACAUCCGCUUCGUGUUCGCGGCGGUGAAAGACACCAUCCUGCAGCUAAACCUGAAGGAAUACAACCUGGUGUGAGAUGUGCGACGAGUCCGACACAUGAAUCAGCAUAGAACAGGCACCCACAGAGUGUGCACACACCUACGUCCACACACCACACACACACACACAUACAUGCAUGCAUCAUGUACAUUUUCAGAAACACGGUUCUUUUGAUUUCUCUUUCCCAGCUUCCAGAGUUUUUCUCUUUCUGUCCAGCGGAAUCAUAACAGACGUGUCCUGCUCGUCAUUUGUUUUUUAUUUGUUUGCCAAAGUCUGUCCGCUCAUCCCCGGCAGCUCUCGUCAAAGGCCUCUUUCCCUUUUAUCAAAUUUGACCACCGAAAUAAAGUGGCUCGGAUUUGACAAAGGGCGUUAGACUCCAACGUUCGCGUAUUUCAUGGAAAUGUUGGAUUGGCGGAGCUACGAUGAGAAUGAUCUGUGAUACGCUGGCCUGAAAAACUGGAAGUGACGUUCCUUCCCCUUUCCUGUGCUAUCACUCGCUCCAAUCACGUCAUCUGCUCCGAGCGUUUCUCGGGAAUUCUGCCUGGAUGAACGGAAAAAUGUGGUUUUCACAGCCCUGCAAAAAGACACAAAAAAAAAAAAUCACAACAUAUUUACAUACUUGUACAUGGACACAUGGACUAGUGCUGUGGUGCCGGAAGUUCCGAAACGGAUCCUUCUAGAAUUCCGAGGAUUCCGGCGGAUUCUAGAAUCCAGUGGGUUCCAGCGGGUUCCACUGAUGCUGUGGAGAACCUGUCACUCGCAGAGAUUAUUCUCUCGACGAGGCUAGUCUUCAACUCGCAUCGAUGAAUGUAAACUUCAUAUGAGAGCAUCGCAAAUGCAAAAAAAAAAAAA
Sinocyclocheilus rhinocerous is the source of this 1869-nucleotide messenger RNA. RefSeq names its product guanine nucleotide-binding protein subunit alpha-11-like. Gene Ontology annotation, biological process: adenylate cyclase-modulating G protein-coupled receptor signaling pathway. The record is from RefSeq and is a predicted model, not a curated record. Gene Ontology annotation, cellular component: cytoplasm; heterotrimeric G-protein complex. The transcript has 7 exons. The annotation marks the transcript as partial. NCBI's taxonomy places the organism in Eukaryota, Metazoa, Chordata, Actinopteri, Cypriniformes, Cyprinidae. Gene Ontology annotation, molecular function: GTPase activator activity; G-protein beta/gamma-subunit complex binding; GTPase activity.